Lolium rigidum is the source of this 1977-nucleotide messenger RNA. Its product is annotated as serine hydroxymethyltransferase 7-like. The transcript has 4 exons. Gene Ontology annotation, cellular component: cytoplasm. Bases 77 to 1816 code for a protein of 579 amino acids. Lineage: Eukaryota; Viridiplantae; Streptophyta; Magnoliopsida; Poales; Poaceae. Gene Ontology annotation, biological process: L-serine catabolic process; tetrahydrofolate interconversion; folic acid metabolic process. Gene Ontology annotation, molecular function: glycine hydroxymethyltransferase activity; pyridoxal phosphate binding; cobalt ion binding. The record is from RefSeq and is a predicted model, not a curated record.
CGUCCGUGCUGCUGCUGAGCUGCUCGAUUAGCUAGCUAGGGUUGCGGAUUUGCGUCAGGCGAUCGAAGGGAAUUCCAUGGAUCUCUCGCGGCCCGAAUCGUCGGACCUCUCGCUCGGCCUCCACCCGCACGUCAACGCGCACGCGCGCGCCCACGCGCGCGCGGCCCCGCUGCGCCUCUUCGACGACUCGGAGGACGCCAAGACGGAGGGCAGCGUCGGGGGCGGCGGCGGCACCGGGGACGCCCCCGACGACGACGACGACCAGCACUUCUCCCUCCUCGGCCACUCGCUCUGCGUCAAGCGCCCGCGCCAAGGAAUCCACUGGUCCGCCGCCGAGGUCUCCUCCUCAUCCUCCUCCUCGCGCCCCGCCAAACGCCAAGCCACCGCCGCGGAUCUGGACUCCCGCCGCGCCGCGGUGCGCGCGUGGGGGAACCAGCCGCUGGCCGACGCGGACACGGACGUGCACGCGCUGAUGCAACUCGAGAAGGCGCGCCAGGUGCGGGGCAUCGAGCUGAUCGCCUCCGAGAACUUCGUGUGCCGGGCGGUGCUCGACGCGCUCGGCAGCCACCUCACCAACAAGUACUCGGAGGGCCACCCGGGCGCGCGCUACUACGGCGGGAACCAGCACAUCGACGCCAUCGAGCGCCUCUGCCACGCGCGGGCGCUCGCCGCAUUCGGCCUCGACGCCGCCGCCUGGGGCGUCAACGUGCAGCCCUACUCCUGCACCUCCGCCAACCUCGCCGUCUACACGGGGCUGCUCCUCCCCGGCGACCGGAUCAUGGGCCUCGAGCCGCCCUCCGGGGGACAUGUCAGCCACGGCUACUUGACGCCUAGUGGGAAGAAGGUCUCUGGCGCAUCGAUAUUCUUCGAGAGCUUGUCGUACAAGGUCAAUCCGCAGAAUGGGUACAUCGAUUAUGAUAAGCUAGAGGAGAGGGCCAUGGAUUUCCACCCCAAGAUCCUUAUCUGUGGUGGGAGCUCCUACCCACGCGAGUGGGACUUCGCACGGAUGAGGCUCAUAGCUGAUAAGUGCGGUGCGGUGCUCAUGUGCGACAUGGCGCAUAUUAGUGGACUUGUUGCAGCCAAGGAAUGUCGCAGUCCAUUCGACUACUGUGAUGUUGUUACUUCAACUACUCACAAGAACCUAAGGGGUCCUAGAGGUGGAAUAAUAUUUUUUAGGAGAGGGAAAAAUUUGCGGAAGCGAGCUGGAUCAUUUGCUCAAGGGAAUGAAAGUGAUUAUGACUUUGAGGAUAAGAUAAACUUUGCUGUCUUCCCUUCACUGCAAGGAGGGCCCCAUAAUAAUCAUAUUGCUGCUUUGGCGAUUACACUGAAGCAAAUUGCUACACCUGAUUAUAAAGCAUACAUUCAACAAGUAAAGAAAAAUGCUCAAGCUUUGGCAUCCGCCUUGCUCAGAAGAAAAUGCAGAUUGGUUACUGGUGGCACUGAUAACCACUUGGUACUCUGGGACCUCAGAACUUUUGGCUUGACCGGCAAGAACUUUGAGAAGGUCUGUGAGAUGUGCCACAUCUCUAUAAAUAAGACUCCAAUAUAUGGGGACAAUGGCUCAAUAUCUCCCGGUGGUGUGCGGAUUGGAACACCUGCCAUGACUACUAGAGGUUGCCUAGAGGAUGACUUCGAGGUGAUUGCAGACUUCCUCAUCAGGGCGACACAGAUAGCUGGCAGUGUUUUGAAAGAACACGGUAAAGUUCAGAAGGAAUUUCUGAGAGGCCUGGAGAACAAUAAGGACAUCAUAGAACUUGGUAAUCAGGUCGAGGCUUUUGCGUCCCAGUUUGCGAUGCCAGGAGGUUUUGAUGUAUGACUGUACAUAUAUAUUACUACAUCUUUGUUGGUAUUGUCCAGAUUCAUCAGCAAAAUAGCAACUAUUUUGUCAUCAGACCUUUUACGCAAAACUGUAAGUUGCUCUCAACAGCAGCGCUGUAGGAAAGAUUUUUUGUAGUUAAAACUGGUCUUGAUUCUUGA